AUCUUACGAUUGCAUUUGCGAUAAUGAGAAACGGUGAAAUAACACAAAACACGGACAAUGAUCAAGAAAAAUUAUCGUCGCCGGAAGAGUUGGUGCGGUCGACGGUACCAUCUGAUCAGCACCACGUGCAACAACCUACCCUGCCGUUAAUCAGCGAAAAGCAAUGCAAUUUAGUGAAGUCCAAAUCGACAAACGAGGAGUACGAGAGGAGAGGAGAGGAGCUUGUAGCACCGAACGCUCACGCAAAAGGCAUUCGAAUGCAAACGGUUAUGAGCAUUUUGGCCAACUUAACCGUACUCUCGUCCGGAAUGGGUCUCGGUUAUUCCGGAAUCACGCUACACACUCUCACUGCUGAGGAAAAUCCAAUGAGAAUGAACCCUAGUCAAGCUUCCUGGUUCGCCUCCAUCAGCUCCAUUGCGUGCCCCCUUGGUGGAAUCGUUUCGGGGUAUCUGUUGGAUCGAAUCGGAAGGAAGAAAACCUUGAUGCUCAUCAAUGUGAUCUCCAUCGUGUCGUGGACAAUGAUAGCCGUUUGCAGCAGGACCAAUUUCGACCUGAUGUACACACAAAUCCUAAUUGCACGUGUACUUAUCGGAGUUGUGAUCGGUUUAGUCAGCGCACCGGCUGCUAUCUAUUCGGCGGAAAUUGCUACAUCUAAACUACGCGGCCGACUUACCGUCCUUACCUCGCUGAUGAUUGCCGUAGGCAUUUUGGUUAUCUACUCGUUAUCAUACGUUAUACCGCAUGAUUUCCGACUAGUUGCUGCUUUGGCUGCAUUCAUCUGCGUAAUCUCGCUAUUGCUACUGUUUGCUAUGCCAGAGUCCCCGGCGUGGCUUAUAUCGAAAGAUCGGAACGAGGAAGCCGAAAGAUCGCUGAAGACAAUCCGUGGCUACGGAGGGCAUCGACAGCAUGUGGCGGAGAUCGAUCAGGAGAUCGAGCGUAUGCGGGAAACCGUUUCGGCUCAGCGCAGGGCUGGAAAGGAAAGCUUUCUACAGCUAUUAAGGCAACCCCAGGUGUACAAGCCUCUGGGUAUAAUAAUCGGAUUUUUUGGGUUUCAACAAUUUUCCGGAAUCUUUGUAAUCAUUGUCUAUGCAGCUAAUGUUUCAACCGAGGCCAGCGUUACGAUAGAUCCUUUCUUGUGUACCGUACUGAUCGGUAUUACGCGCGUUGUUGCCACACUACUAGUGGCGUAUAUUCUCGACACUCUCGGUCGUAAACCACCAUCAAUUUUCUCGGGCGUCGGCAUGCUAGUUUGCAUGUUUGGAUUGGCUGGAUGCGUCAAUUUCUCCCUUACCGAUGGCUUGAAAUGGAUACCAAACGUGUUGAUACUUACGUAUAUUUUCACCAGUACGCUAGGUUUUCUGACGAUGCCAUUCUCAAUGCUAGCCGAGUUGUUUCCUCAGACCGUACGAGGUCCAGCAUCCGGGGUAACGGUAUUUUUUACCUAUCUGAUGUCCUUCGUCACGAUCAAGCUUUACCCGUGGAUGGUAGAGGUGAUGGGAAGCGUCAACGUGUUUAUAUUUUACGGAGUAGUCUCAUUACUUGGUGUGAUUUACGUUCACUAUGUCGUACCUGAAACCAAAGGCAAGUCUUUGCAGGAGAUCGAGGAUUACUUUCAGGGACAGUCCCAUAGUUCAUCACAUCUUAAAUCUUCACAGAGCGAAGAAGAGGAGCUUAGCUGUCUUUCGUCUGUUAAGGCUUAAGCAUAGAAGCAUCGCAAUGGCAUUAUAUUCACCACUGACACAAACUGACACAAGCAUAGGUCAAUUGACGCCAAUCUUUUGCGGGAAUUCAAAUAACUGCGCUGAGCAGAAGUUUGACAAUCUUUUUUCCAGGCGCCAUAUAAAAGCGAGCAUAACUGAAAGCCGCUGAUUAACUUUAAUUGAAACGCGUGGCUUGUUGUAUGGAAUUGCUCCACUUUACGCUAAAGCGGUUUGUAUGCUGGGAACCACUAGAACCGUUUCAGUUGCCAUUUUCAUCAAUAUUAAUUAAGUCAACUCUGUGAUCUGCGGCGGUUCUCUGAUCCGUAAGGGAACAUAUCUCACGCUAUGAAUAGUUUAGUAAUAUUAGAAUUUUUCAUCGGUGUGCCAUAUUCGCAAAGUAUGAGCAAUACUGUAGCGCAGAAUACAUUACGAAGCCUCAAAGGUCUGAU
Molecule: messenger RNA, 2149 nt
Organism: Anopheles cruzii
Lineage: Eukaryota; Metazoa; Arthropoda; Insecta; Diptera; Culicidae
Product: facilitated trehalose transporter Tret1-2 homolog
Exons: 3
Coding region: 24-1700 (558 amino acids)
Biological process (GO): transmembrane transport; carbohydrate transport
Cellular component (GO): membrane
Molecular function (GO): sugar transmembrane transporter activity
Source: RefSeq, a predicted model, not a curated record